AUGUGCACCGGCUACAUUUGGCAGUUCGGAUCACAGCACAGUGCGGUCAGUUCAGGAUCGGGUUGCAACUCAGAACAAAAAGAGGAUCGUCAUUUGGCUUCGGUUGCACCGCCGCUUGGAUUCAACGGCCGGUUAGAACUCGACUUUUCCAGCCGGUCUCGUCGGUCAUCAAGCUUCGAGAACAACACGCAUCGUUUACGACUGCCGGCUCUCCUUCUCCUUCGUUCAACUCGCCCACGCUCGGUCCACCUGCUCGACCGCUCCAUCCGACUGCUCCCACACUUCCGCUCACGAUCAUGCAAUAGGACCUGCCUCGAUACCAACGAUUGGCAUAGAACGCGAAUACGAGCUUCGGUCGUUCCUUCUUGA
Pseudozyma hubeiensis SY62 is the source of this 369-nucleotide messenger RNA. RefSeq lists its product as hypothetical. The record is from RefSeq and is a predicted model, not a curated record. The coding region runs from base 1 to 369 and encodes 122 amino acids. The transcript has a single exon. NCBI's taxonomy places the organism in Eukaryota, Fungi, Basidiomycota, Ustilaginomycetes, Ustilaginales, Ustilaginaceae.